AAAGAGAAAUCAUUUUGAUUUUUAGGACAAAAACAUUUGGCAAAAAUCGCGAGAAGAGAAUGGAAUCGAGCAGAAACAAGGUUUGCUAGCAAAGAGGGUUUUUGUUCAAGUAAGUUCAGAAGAAAAGGAAAUGGGUAAAGGUAUUCCUCGGAAAUCAGGUACCGGCGACGACCUUCAUGCGGCUGCAAGGUCCGGUGAUCUGAUAGCCGUUCAAUCAAUUUUGAUUUCAAAUCCUUUGGCAGUUAAUUCCCGAGAUAAGCAUUCCCGAACACCACUACAUUUAGCAGCCUUUUCUGGGCAAGCAGAAAUAGUCAGUAACCUCUGCAAGAACAAGGCUGAUGUUGGUGCUUCUGCUAUGGAUGACAUGGCUGCAAUACACUUCGCGGCACAGAAGGGUCAUUUAGAAGUUGUUCGGGCUCUGGUUUCGUCUGGUGCCUCUUUCAAAUCCUCUAAUCGUAAAGGCAUGACUCCAUUACACUAUGCUGCUCAAGGCUCCUAUCUGGAACUUGUCAAGUACUUGACCAAGAAAGGUGCAAGUCUCAGUCUCAAGACAAAGGCGGGAAAGACCCCGUUGGAUCUUGCUACCAACGAUGAAGUCCGUACCUUUCUGGAGGGAUUUGAAAAAUCAGCAAAGAAUGGAGAAUCAAAAACCGAAGAUAAAGCUGAAGACUCUAAUCUAAAGGCAGCUGAAGAAUCUGAUCCGAAGGCAUCGUCCUCUUUGGGAUCCCAAGGUAAUUCGGGUGAUGAACCACCUGCAUCUGCUGUUGAUGAAGAAAGUGGUGAGAGAGAGAAGAGGAAGGCUAAGGAAGAUGAUGCAACAGAAGACUUGUCAAAACAAAAAAAGGCGAGAGUUAAGUUAAGCCAUCUUCAAAGUUCAGAUGAUGCCCAAGAAGAAGAAAACCUGUAGGUUGCUAUAGGCAUAAUAGAACGAAAAAUUUGUUAUCAUAGUAUGUAAUAGUAUCUUAUUUUAUUACCCCUUUGUGGAGUUGGUAGAUCGGACCAUCUAUUAACCUUUAUUGACAAUUUUUCUGAAUUAACACAAUUUUAUCAUCUUUACAAA
Molecule: messenger RNA, 1060 nt
Organism: Cicer arietinum (chickpea)
Lineage: Eukaryota; Viridiplantae; Streptophyta; Magnoliopsida; Fabales; Fabaceae
Biological process (GO): protein K6-linked ubiquitination
Cellular component (GO): BRCA1-A complex; BRCA1-BARD1 complex
Molecular function (GO): ubiquitin-protein transferase activity; protein binding
Source: RefSeq, a predicted model, not a curated record